This is a messenger RNA of Echinostoma caproni, 408 nucleotides long. The record is from the annotation of a GenBank genome assembly. NCBI's taxonomy places the organism in Eukaryota, Metazoa, Platyhelminthes, Trematoda, Plagiorchiida, Echinostomatidae.
AUGCCUAAAGGUGCCAAAGGCGGGAAAGCAGAUUCUGGUAAGGGUGGGACCAAGAAAACUGGUGCCAGUGGGGGUGGCAAAGAAAACGCCAAAGGUAGUGAUUCUGCUGGCGCUAGCGGUGGAGGUGGAAAGGUUUCCAAGGCCGGGACCGCAGUCAAGGUACGACACAUCCUCUGUGAAAAACAAAGUAAAUGCCUCGAGGCAUUGGAACAGCUGCGCAACGGGAAACGUUUCAACCAGGUUGCGGAAGCCUACAGUGAAGAUAAAGCGCGAUCGGGUGGCGAUUUGGGCUGGAUGACACGAGGCUCCAUGGUCGGUGCGUUCCAGGUACGCUGUCUCUUGUUCAUUCUGCUGUCCGUCUAUUUCGGGACAGUAUCUAUGCCCGCUUAUCGUUCUUUUUCACUUUAG